UUCAUUCUUCAAUUCUUCUUCUGUUCCCAAAAUUAAAAAAAGAAAGAAAAGGAGAAAAAAAAAAACUCGGAGAAGAGAAAAUUACCAAUAAAACCACACAAGAGAGAACCAAUACAAACCAUCCAUCCAUCCAUCAAUCCAUGGCUGCUUCUUCUUCCUUUUCAUCACCAAUGAUUCAGAUUCAGUCAUUGAUUCUCCUCUUCCUCCUUCUUCUUCCUUCAUCAUCAUCAUCUUCUUCUUCUUCGAAUUCUACGACCAUAUACGAGGUUCUCAAAUCGAAGGGUCUUCCCGUGGGUCUUCUCCCAAAAGGGAUCACGAAAUAUUCAAUGAACGAUUCAAGCGGUGAAUUCGAGGUGAUGAUGGAAGAACCUUGCAACGCAAAGUUCGAGAACGAGGUUCACUACGAUUCAAGCAUAAAGGGUACCUUAGAGUACGGUCAGAUCGGGAAAUUAUCCGGUAUUUCGGCGCAGGAACUCUUCCUAUGGUUCCCCGUUAAGGGGAUUCGUGUUGAUGUUCCAAAUUCUGGGGUUAUACAUUUUGAUGUUGGUGUUGCUGAUAAGCAAUUCGCAGUUUCGAUUUUUGAGGCUCCUCCUGAAUGCACACCUCAGCCUGAUGCUGGUGAGAGUGAUCAAUCGCUGUGGUCAGUUUGGUAGAAGAUAAAAAGAAUGUUGCUGUUAUCUUUUUCAAGAACUUGCUCUAUCCCUGUGUUGGAUCUUGUUCUUUUUCUUAUGUACAGUGAAAGUCUUUUCCUUUUUUUAAGUUUUUGGUCGAAUCAGUUACCUGUCUCCAGCAAGGGUCGAAUGAUGACAAUUUUGGUGAUGAAAAAAACAUUGGAUCCUUGCAUCAUUGCAUAGAAGUUUUUAUGGCAAAAUCUUGUGACAGACUGGCAUGUUGGUUCAGGUUGAUGAUUUUGCUAAUAAUAUUAUCAAACAGUUAAUACCAAAGAUUUUACCCGUUUACUAUCUUA
Molecule: messenger RNA, 967 nt
Organism: Arachis duranensis
Lineage: Eukaryota; Viridiplantae; Streptophyta; Magnoliopsida; Fabales; Fabaceae
Exons: 2
Coding region: 141-653 (170 amino acids)
Source: RefSeq, a predicted model, not a curated record